GCAUGUCGCCUCCAACGGCCAAUCAGAGACGUUUAUAGUGGAGAGUGGCCGCUUCGACAACACAUCCACAAAGGCAAAAUACCGUAAAAAUGUAUAUAUCCUAAAAAAAAUAUGAACGCAAAAAUGUACUUUUUGGUCUUCAUUUAAAGUUAACAGUGUGGUUAAUGUUAGCUCUAAAAUCAGAUUUUAAGAAGAUACAUUUUAAAAAUAGGCACGGCUUAUGACAGUGUGGUUGCGUUAACUACUGACGACACUGCUCACCAAGGAAGAAAAGUCCUGUUUGUGGCUUGCCGAAUACCUGAUUUUUGUAAUGGAAUAACAUGUAAAAAAAAAAAAAAAAGCUUCUGGCUACAUGUGUUAUUUCACCCGUUGGAUUUGCUUCAUGCUGUCUUUCUUGGACGCUGUGUGCACAUUGUGCUGGUCGGAAGAGCCAUUUAUUUGAAGGUGCCCUUUGCAAAUCAUUGGAAAACCUCCCUGUUCUUUGGUUGAAUCUGUGCUUGAAAUUCACUUCUCGGCUUACAGUCGAUUCAGUCUUGCAUGGGUCUGUAAGAGGCAGCAUCAUGAGUGGGGAGCCAGACGCUUUGGCUGUGGUGAACCAGCUGAGGGAUCUUGCUGCAGAUCCCAUGAACAGAAGAGCCAUCGUUCAGGACCAAGGUUGCUUACCGGGACUCAUCCUUUUUCUGGACCAUCCCAACCCCCAGGUUGUCUACUCAGCACUCCUGGCUGUGCGCUACCUCGCAGAAUGCCAUCAAAACAAGGAGAAAAUGAGGGGAGAGCUUGGGAUGCUGUUAAGUCUUCAGAAUGUCAUGCAAAAGACAACCACCCCGGGAGAGACCAAACUGCUGGCCUCAGAAAUCUAUGAACUCCUCCAGGCCUCUAACAGUGCGGAUGCAGACAAGCCAAGGGAGCCCUCCUGCAGACGCAAGGCCCAGUUCUUCCUGGGCUCCACCAACAAGCAGGCCAAAACAGUGGUCCUCCACAUAGAUGGCCUGGAUGACUCUAGCCGGAGGAGCCUUUGUGAAGAGGCCCUGUUGAAGAUCCAAGGUGUCAUCAGCUUCACAUUCCAGAUGGCCGUUAAGAGGUGCAUCAUCAGAAUCCGCUCAGACCUGAAGGCAGAGGCUCUGGGUUCUGCCAUCGCAUCAACUGAAGUAAUGAAAGCUCAACAGGUGGUCAGGGGAGAGGAUGGAAAUGAGAUAAUCAUCCCAUUCCCAGAGGAUGGUUCAGUAGCAGUGAAGCAGAAUGUGGAUCUUCCAGACUAUCUUCCAGAGGAGGAGAGCCCAUCCCAGGAGCCAGACAAGGCUGUGACCCGCGUGGGCACAGGGCAGGACGGAGCAGGCUGGCUAGGCACUGCUGCUAACUUUCUGUCCCGCUCUUUCUACUGGUGACUCCCAGACCACUUACACCUCUUCAGACAGAAUCAGGCUCCCAGCUGCCAAAGCGCUGGACUGCCAAAGGCAAUGUGUAACAACAAACGAUUCCAACAGUAUGCAGUACACACAUGCACGCACCCACAAUCUUACACACACUCCCACCUGGCACCAUACAGAAUCACCAAGCCAUUGAGGGAGAGGACCGGCUUCCGGAAUGGAUUCUUAUUUCUUAUCUUUUGGGUUUUGAUUGAGAGCUAGACUAUUCUUUCUGCAAAUGUAAACGGGUCCAUGUAUUUGAAAACCAAAAUGUCUUAUUGUGAGGAGCUUUAUUGUGGCAUCAUUAAUAGGACUUGAUCCAUCAGAAACAUUGCCACAAAAUGAAGUUCCUGUAGUUAGAAGGAUCUGAAAUCAUUAUGGGUCUUUUUGACCGACCUUUGAACAAUAACAGACCUCCUUCCCUCUUUUCUCAAUGGGUAUUGUAGAAUAUGCAGUAAUCAGCAUGUGUCCAGUUAUCGUGCCUUUCAUUUCAUUCUGUUUACAUGGAUACCCUUGCAUGACUGCCUGUAAGGCUCCUUACUUUAAUAUACCAAAUGUUACUGAUGCAGACACUGUAUCAACUCGUGUGGGUACUCUUUAAAUUCCAAUGCCAACUUAAAUCAUUCAUGAAAUAUAUGUGGAGGAUUAUGAGCGAUGUUUAAAGGACUGUGGCUGAUUGGCGAAGAGAUGUUUUAUCUACAGUAAAAGCAUGAAUAUUUUUGCACAGUCUUAACACUGUGGUAUUCUCGAACAAUGUGCUUGCAUGCUUUAUUAGCUUGGUUUAUGUUGAGUAUUACUCAUUACAGAACAAUAUUAGGAUAUAUUUCCUAAGGAAGAGCAUGGUUCCUCUUUAAGGUACAGCCUCUGACAUUUUUUGGGGAACAACAUUCCUUUCCCCAAUGUCUUGUAUGAUUUAGCACAUAGUUAAAAAGAAUACAAGGCUAAACAUAAUCUCUCAUGGACAGACUACAUAAACAUUAAUGACUGAGCAUUUGACCAAAUGACGCAAGAUUUUAGUUCUGGGCAUACUGAGAUCAGGCUAAACCUAACAUUAUUUUUCUCUAAAUAUAUGUAGAUGGAAAUACGCAUUGUGUUAGAUUUUAAUUGGAAAUGGAUUGGCCAGCAGUGUCCUUAAACCUGUGGUUAAAAGGAGGUCAUGUGGGUGCUGCCUUCUGUCAGGGUCAUCUGUAAGUGUUGAACAGUGAAUGUUUUGGAUUGUUCGGCCAAUAUAAUGGAUCACUUGCCAUUGCCCAGCCUCUGAAAUGGUUAUGUUAUCAGUGCAUGUUACAGUGUAUGAAUGGGAAAUGUUUCUGCUGAGCUUAUUACUGCUCAAAGUAAAUCUCCACAUGAGAAGUCUUCAGUUUGGACCACCUAUGGUACAGAUAACAAUCCCUUUUUAAAGUUCACCCACUGCCUCAAGGAAAAGUUCAGUUUCUGCCAAGUGUUUCUUGAAAGUGUCAUCUUCUGUCUGUGGAGGGGAAAAAAAUCAUUGUAUAGAAUUGUCUAUAAAUGUACUGUUGUCCUCUCCUUGUAUUUGUUGCUUGCGUUAACAUGUCCUAUAGACUCUCCCACCUCGUACAAUCACACCUGACUUGAUUGUGUUCAUCAUGCCAGGGCAGAAUGCAUCCUAUUUGCAAAUACUGUAUAGUUGUUCACACUCAAUCAAUGUGUGUUGUUUGCCAACAAAUUCAUUCAUUAGAAAUAUGUUAAUAUCUUUGUCUUGUUAUUGACUUGCUUUUUCCCCCCCAGAAACCAUUUAUUAGAUCAACUAACAUUAAUCAGGUCAGACUUUUUGUUUGCCGGCUUUAUUCGACUCAGGUGAAAUUUCUAUCAUAUAAUCCACGGUCUAGUCACUCACGUAACCCCCAAAGAUGAAAUAUUUAUGUUUGAGUUGUUUCUUUCCACUGAUAAUGUGUGAACACCAAUCACAGAGGAAUGUUCUGUGUGUAUGUAUGCACAUCAGAGAUGUUUGCUGCCUGUCAGUUUGUCUGUAGUGUUAUGGGCCACUGUGAGUGAGCUGUAUGUUCCUAAGAGUUAUAUAAUAUUAAAAAACAAUGUUAUUAUAUGAAAUGUCCAAUUGUUCAUUUUAUGGAUGCUGAUGCGAUAGGGUGUUGCCUUGAAUGGAGGACAUCACAGUUUGUUCAACAUGACAAUUAAAAAUGUACACAACAUG
Salmo salar (Atlantic salmon) is the source of this 3579-nucleotide messenger RNA. Its product is annotated as armadillo repeat-containing protein 1. Lineage: Eukaryota; Metazoa; Chordata; Actinopteri; Salmoniformes; Salmonidae. Gene Ontology annotation, molecular function: metal ion binding; protein binding. The record is from RefSeq and is a predicted model, not a curated record.